UUUUAAAAAGAAAUUUUAUCACUGGGCGACAGCGACAGAAGAACGUAGGUACAUACAUCCUACCUACUUUGUACUUAUUAAAUCGGUGUCUCCAAGGAAAUAAUAUUGAUAAUUUUUGAAACUCCAAGAAAUGUAAAAGGAAAGGUUUCGUGCGAUUUUCUGAUGCUGAGUUGUUACAUUUUCGAGUCUAUAGCAACACAGAAAAAAUGAUAACUAUCAGUGCAAUCAUAAAUAUUUGUCUUGGUGGCAAUGGAUGCUAAAGAUUUGAGAACUGAAGCUGCCCUUGGUGAACGCAGUAGCGAUGGCACAAGCAAAUACACCCACAUUGGAACUGCGCUUCCGUGCAGCAGCAUCAAAAAUUUUCCAGAAAUAUCUUCGAAUCCUUUGGCGAAGGUGGAGACACCGACGUCGAGGCCGUGUGCUGUCAUAGGCCCUGACAGAGUAUUACCGCCGCUAACAAACACUGAUGCUUAUUUGAGAAAGGGCCAUUAUGAGCCAUGGCCACCAGCAGAAAGUAUGUUUCGUCAUCCACCUGAAUAUCCUCACAAAACCUAUCAGAGCCCUAUAAGAAAUAUUUCACCAAGACAAACAUUCCAAGAAAAUAUGCAACGCAUAAUGGUGGCUCCUACAUACAAUUCUGUUAAAACUAAUGAAGAUACAAAUUUAGUAUUAGAUAGAAAUGCAUCAUUACCUAAAAACAACAAGCUAAGUGGAGCUCCUGAAACCAAAUACUGUGAUGUGCCUUAUUCUAUUAAUCACCUAAGUGACACUCAAAAAAAUACAGAAAUGUGUGUUUCAAAUGUAAACAAUGUUAGAAAUUGCCCUCCCAUAUGGCAUCCCAGUGGAAUAAACAUAAGGCCAACUAGACCUUAUGGUGCACCGGAAUUAUCCCAAUUUCCUGAAUAUGCUAACUGUGCUGUUUCAAGACCGAUGACAAUGCCAAGACCUCCACGCACCAUGAAUGAAGAAAAUGGUCAUCUCUUCUCGGAAAGCUUCUAUCAUCAUGGAAAUAUCAGGUUUAAGCCAUAUCCUAAUGUUAAGGACAGAUAUGCUCAAGCCAGGUAUGAAUAUAUAAAUAAUUACCCAAACCCAUUCCAUCCACCUCCUCCUUUCCCUCGUAGUAAAUAUGAUUUGCAAAAGCCAGUACCUUCCCAUACAUCAUAUCCUCAAGUUCCUAUAAAAUAUUUGGAAAAUAGAAUAAGUGAUUCUGUUAUUGAUGGUUACCAAAGAUCUAACCAACAAAUUAAUUAUAAUGCUCCAUACCAAAAUCAAAUGAUACAUCCAGCAUAUGGGCCUGUGCUACCAAAUACUAUACAAAAUAAAUUUUAUCCAUAUCCACAAGAUAAAACAAUGCCUGCAAACAAACUACCUUAUGAAAAUAAUAAACUUUAUGUUGACUAUGAUAAUUCUCAAACUAAAAACUAUCCUAUCCCUGAAAACUUUUAUAUGAAUGAGACCAGACCACAUGUUAAAAGUCAAGUUAUAAUCCCUAAUUACCCUAUGAAUAUGCAGCAUGUACCACCGCAUCCAUAUUAUCGAAAAGAAAAUCAUUCAGCAAAGAGCUAUGACUAUAUUCCCCACUUCAGUAUUAAUACUAACAAUCAUAUAACUAGAAUGACACCUCAGUUUUCUCCCAAUUCAGUUGCUAUCUCACCAUCAGAUUCAAAUACUAGUAAUGAGACUGCACAUACUCAAUCCAAUUUAUUGGAAGAUUAUGGGUAUGUAAGUCAGUCUUCGAGUGCAAGUAUCAGAAGUGUUGAUUCUGGUAUUCAUAGAAUAAUGCAAAAUGAUAUUCAUAGAAGAUACAGCUAUGGCUAUCCAUCCAUGGUACAGACGCCUCCUUUCUUAAAUAAAAUGCAAUCUAACAUCAACUCUAAUAUUGGUCCUAAAGACAAAAAAGGGAUAGAUGUCAGGCAAUUUUUACAGAUGUGGAAUGAAGGAGAUGAUGAAAAUACCAUUCAUUCAAAUGAGGCUCAAAUAAAAUAUAAUUCUAGUUCAAAUAAAUCUUCAACUCAAUUUGAGAAUAAAACGCAAGAGGAACUCUAUGUUUUAGGACUAGUGAAUGUGCCAAGUGAGGAACUUGCUAAAUAUGAACACAUUCAAAAAGUUUCUAAACUACCUGAUAAUAUAAAAGGUUAUAAUAAUAUAGAGUUGUUAAAACAGUUUGAGGAAGCCAUUGAAUCUUCUAACUUGAAUAAUUUUAAUAUCAAUAAAACAUCUACGUCAAGGAACUUUCAAUCGCCAAAAAGUUCUAUGACUAGUAUACCAGCAAGACCUAUUUCGCCUUUAGAUGUGGAGGCGAAAAUAAGUCAGUCAGUGAUACAUAAAGAAGUCGGGUGCAAUUUUGAGAUAAAGCCAUGUAGUCCAGAAAUGAUGAACGUAGAAGUUGCUGCUCCUGUUAGAAAUAUAUUAGAAGAGCGAGUAAUUGAAAAAGUGUCAAACCCAUAUCAAUCACCUGCUUUGAGCAGUAUAUCUGAAAAUGGGAGAAAUUGUAAUGUACCUAAACAAGAUCAAGUAAUUAUGUUGAAUGAAAAUAAUAAAAUCCCCAGCUGUAAAUUAAUAAAUACUCAGUGCUCAAACAAUAAUGCUGUGAAUGUUGUAAGGGCAGACUACAGUUUACAAGACUUGGAAAGUAAUUCUGGUGUUUGUCUUGCAUCACUACCAAGACUUGAUAAUGAUAUUGAACUGAAUUUCCCUGAAGUAAAUCAACAAUUUAUUAAUGCUAAUAAAGAGACAGUAAUUACAUCAAAAGAGUCACAGAUAUGUUCUGAAUUAAACAAAUCUAAUUUAUCGACUCAUGCAAAACAUACUUCUGAUUUGGAUAUUAAAAUCUGUUCGCCUAGAGAAUCAGAGAAAGAGUUUUCAAAAUUAAGUAAGUAUAGGAAAAACAAAAAAAGUGAAUCUGAAGUUAAAGAACAACUCCUGGUAACCAAUUCACAAUUUUUACGUACUGAUAGUGUAAUAAUAAAAAAUCCAGAUAAUACAAAGUGCUUUGAAGAUAUUAAUAAAGAUAAAAUUCAAAAUAACCAAUUAAUUUUGAGUCCUUCAAAUGUAUUGCAUUGUGAAACAUUAAACGAAAGUGGAAACCAUGUUCAUGAACCAGAGAUUGAUACAGCAAUCGACUUUAGUGUAUCUAAAAGUGCGUCUGAAACAAACAGACAGAUAUUCACAGGAAAUGACAAUACCAACUCUAAUUCUUGUUAUUCUCAUAAUUUAUCUGAAACGAAAAAAAACGUAUUACAGUCAAAUGAACAUACUGUUGACUUUGAUUCUUAUAAUGUAACUCGUAAUACUUCUGAGAUUAUGGUGGACGACGUGACUCUUAACUUUUCAGAUCCGCACAACAAUAACAAAAGUCCCUUACAAUGCACUGAGGAAAUUAAGAAAAACAUCACCCCUCAAAUUUCAACUGAAGAUGUACAUGAAACUAAAGACAAUAUUCAAGAAGAAGAGCCUACUUUGGGGCCUGAAUUAUGUGAUUCCUCAAGCAUUCUAGGUAAAGAAAACGAAUGUGACAUCUCUUCUAAAAAUUAUUUCAAAAGAAAGCCCAUGAAAAAUUCAGAACACUUUACAGAUUUGUUAAAAAAUCCCAUUAAUUCAAGUUACAUUGAAAAAACCAAAACUAAAGGCACUAAUAUAAAUUCUGAAUCACCACCUACAAAACCAGAUUCUGGUCACGAUAGUGAUCUUAAUAAAAAAAAUGACACAAUUACAAAUGAUUUAAGUAUGAUUGAGCCUGAAACUGUUAGCCAAGAAAAUCCAAAACAUACAGUUAUGUCCAAUCCUUACAGCAACAAGAAUACAAAAAAUUCAAAUAACCAUAAUAUUGAAAGCAGAGCAGAAACCACAGUCGAAGGAUAUCACCCCAACACCCUAGAACAUUUUUCUGAUGAAUCAGCUAAUGUCAUGAGGGACAAGCCUUCUAAUAAUAUAACAAAUAUAGGUAAAAUUAAGAGUUGUAAUUUAAAGAAAGAGCUUUUUUCUCCAUGGAUUCAAAAGCUAAUAAUACAGAGUGGGAACAUUUUACUAAAAACUCAAUCUAUAGAAAAAAACAUUGCAGAUAUAAAUACAAAAAAUAUAAAUUCACCUGUAAUGGAUUAUUGUGUCUCAACUAUAUGCAGUGAAGAAAUAACAAACUCGGUGCUGAACACAAAUAUAUCAAAUAAUAUCACAGCAGUGUCGGAAAUUCCCGAGAAGCACGACCUAACUCCCCAUAUAGAAUCAAAAUAUGUAAAUGGAGAUAAAGAUACAUCUAUCAUUAAUGAAGAUGGAGCUGUCCAAUCAAUUAAUAUUCCGGUAGACGUACCUGAGGGUAACUAUUGUACAGACAUACAAAUCAAAAAUGAAAUAUUAAUACAUAAUAUUGAGAAAUGUACUGUAAUAUCAAACAACGAGGGCUUGGUGAAUAAAAAUAUAAUUAUACAUUCGACUCAACAAAAUGAAUCUAUUCCAAAGUCGAAUAUUUCUAAUGAAAAUCUUAGGGUGUCUAGUGAAGAUGAGGAGAUUGUGGAUAAUAUGGCAACAAAGAAUACCAUUGAACAAAGUAAAACGAAUUUAUCACAAUCUUCUUCAACACAGAAACAAUUAAAUACAGACAAUGGUAAAGAUAUAAAAGAUGUAAUCGAUCUUAUUAAUAUUGAGGACCUAAAAGAACCACUUAAUGAGUCUACGAAAGGUGGAGACGCCGAAGAUCAGAAAACAAUUGAAUAUUUCACUGAGCAACCCGAAAUAGUACGCCCACUUAAAACUGUUACAGACAAAACUACAAAUGAUUCUAAUAAAAACCUCGAAAAUGAAGAUAAUAAUUAUGAAGUCAGUCAAUCAUUAAAUGUUACCUGUGAAGAAUUUGAUAAUGUGUCUAUUAAGCAUUGUAAAUCUGAAAAUGGCGAAAACAUUAUAUCGGAGCAAAAUGAAGUAUUUCAACAGGAUGAUAACAUUGUCAAAAAGUAUGAAAAAGUAACGAAUGAUAGUACGGAUAGUGAAAACAAAAAUAUUAGUGCUAAAAAUAAGCUUACCGAAUCAUCAAAUUUUACAAUUGAUAGCGUCAAAAAUGCUUCUGAUAAAGAUUUUAACUUGAAAUAUGACAAAAAUAGGUUAUGUCUGCAGGAAAACAGUAAAACACUUGAAUCAUUUAAUAAUGUUUGCAAAAAACAAAAUAAUAUAAAUAAUAAUGCAUUUAUUGAAUCUGCAAACAAUACAACCGAAAGUGCUAAUAAUGAGUCUAAUGAAAAUUUUAAUGAUAAAGUUGACAAUAAUACUGAAUCUUUAUCAGAACAAAAGGAAUCUAUUGAAUUAUUAAACGUAAACAAAGAAAUACAUCUUAUUUCACAAAGUAAAGUUGAUCAACUAUCGAACAAUAUAACUGAGAAAACUGGAUGUAAUGACUGCAACGAUCCUAUAGAAACAAAUAUUAGCAGCACCAAUACAUCUCGAGGAGAUUUCGAGGAGAGCGCUAACAUAUUAUUUCGAUCGAAACAAAGUGAAGAAAUUGAAGCAUCAAUAAAUAUUACCGAAAAACGAAAAAAAAUAACUGAUAUAGAAUUUGGUAGUUUCACUUCACACAAUGAAGGUGAUUCACUACCGAAUAUUAUAACAGAGAAACGUGAAUCUAAUUAUUCUAAUGAGCAAUCUCAAGACGAUUACGAAGCUAAAGAUGAGAGUAAUGGUCUACGUUUUUUGGAACAUAGUGAAGUAAUUGAAUCACUAACAAAUUCUCCCGAAAAACAAAACAAUGUAUCAUUGAAAGAAUUCGAUAAUAAAUUUAAAGAUAAUCUCACUUCACCAUGUGAUAUUGAUUUACUAUCUCAUAGUAGAACUGAACUGAAAACUGAAAUAUUUUUUUCUGAACAAAAUAAAAAAUCGGAGGAAGGUACCGCCACAGAUGAAGUCGGCGAAGAAAAUGAAUCGCCCAAUAUAUUGACUGAUAAUAAUACGUGUCAUAAAAACGAAAAAGAAAGAAAUGUUUCUUUCACUAUUGAACGUGAAAUAAAUACGGUCGCAGAAAGUGAAGUCCAGGAAAAUAUAGAUAGUGCUUCAUUAGUUGAAACAGACAAUCGACGCAUUAUUGCCGAGCAAGAUAAUGUAUGCUUUAUACAAAAUAUUUGUGCAGAAGUUGAAUCUGAUCAUGUUGAUUCAUUUGAACAACGACGAAGAAACCUAAAGCGAUCUUUAUCUGACUCUGCUUUAGAUAUGAUAAAUCAUGAUAUAUCUGAUGAAUUUGGAAAUGGAGUUUCAACAUGGUCAAAGAGACGUAGGAAAAAUAGGGAAUAUCUUAAAUUUGGCCACCCAGAUUUUCUUUCUCAAAGCAUCUACGAUAGCCAAAAUAAUAGACGAAAUUCUGUAUCUUCACUUCACAACGAAGAUGAUCUAUCAUUUUGUAUAGUUAUUGAUGACGAUUAUGUUAUUACACAAGGUGAUGAAGAGAAAAUUUGUUUUGCUCAAAUUUCAGAAGAUCUCCCCAGCGCGGAAGAAGCUAAUAUAACUGAAGAUAUGACAUCCUCUACUGAAAUCUUAUUGUGCCCUCAAGAAGUUCCUGGUGAACUAUCUGAAUCGUUUGUGUUGGAGAUUUCGGAUGAGAAUGACAUCAAUAAAUCCUGGGUAGAUGAUAUAGGCUGCAUUGAAACAGUAGUUAGUGAUGAUGUAGCUGAAGAUGUCACCGUUAGUGCUUCGUCUUCUCCUAAAGAUGAAAAUGUCUCUGCUGAUGAUGAUGAGAUAGAUGUAUACAAUAGCACUUAUGAACAUACAGAUAAAGUUAAAUACAUAUAUGGAGAUAAAAUGUGUAAUGAUGAUGCUGAAUUUGUGGAAACUUUAUAUCGAACUCCCCAAAUGAAUGUUAAUAAAACCCUUUCAAAUAGAGAAUCUCACGCAUCGGAUGAAUACUAUGAAUUUGACGAAUAUAAUUAUUUAAAAAGUUGCUUUGAUUCAAGUUCCACCAGCAAAGAACUAAAUGACAAAUCUAGCUUAGCAAAUGAUAAUAUUGAGUCUUUUUGCAAUGAAGAUGACAUUCGACCGAAGAUGUUAGAGCAUCAUCUAUGCGAAAUUGAAAAUGAUAUAGAUACAGCUUUAGUACGUGUUGUGAAAACUCAAGACGAUACCGUUAACUCUUGCGAAUCAAGUAUUGAUAAUGUAUUUUUAUAUAAAGAAGGAAGAGAUCCUCUGAAUAUUGAAACACCUAGUUCGCCGGAGGUGUCAUCGACAACUUCAGAAGAAAAAAGUUCCUCGAUAUUAUUGAAAAUAACUAAUUACAAAGGAAUGAGGACGUCUCAACUUAACAAAACUAAUCUAGAAAACAGCAGUAAAAACUGUUGUAAAUUUACAGAAAACAUAAAUUACACAAACUUUAACAAUUCAUCAAAAUCAAGACCGUUAAUUACAAAAGGAGCUCAAAAAUAUAUUCCUCCACUUAAUGAAACCUUAGGUGAUCUUAAAGUGAAACUUCCUUUACCACAACAAAGUCUUUUAAAACUGAAACAAUUAAAAAUAGAAAGGACUGCACCAAAGCAAGUCAUAAGCCAAAGAAGAGAAAUUCCUAAGAAACCUAAACCAAGAUUCGAAGAUGUCCUCAAAAGUAUUGACGAAAUUCAAUUUAAAAUGCAUAAAGAAAAAAAUAAGAGAUCGAAGAAAUCUGUUCCUAAAGUUAUUAUUAAAAAAACCGAAAAUGGGUCGCACUAUGCUAGUGUGCCAAAUAAUACCUAUUUUAAUCCAGACUUGACUGGCAGGAAAUGGCAACCAUGGGUGUUUAUAGAAAAAAAUAGUUUCAUUGAUAAAAUGGCUAAUAGGAAAAAAACCAAAGCUAUAUAUAAUCAUAGAAAAAAUACAUAUGUGCUUGCUGACAAAUUUCAAAAGUAUAAAUCUGUGUCAAGUUCAAAGUUUAUUAUAACGCAGCCAAAAUUAGAUGAGUCUUCUAUGGGACAUCUAAAAUAUACUAUUAAGUUAAAACACAGUUAUUGAAGGUAGUUUGUUUGCAUCCUAAUAAUAAUGUACUUGGAUAGCUCUUAACUUUACUUAUAAUCCCACCCUUUUGUUUGGUCUCGAUAAAGCAUUCCUGCAUUUUCAGUAAGUAAUAUAGGUUUUUAUUGUUUAUGGUUACCCACGUUAGUUCACUAUCUAGUUAAUUAAAAGUAAGCCAAAUUUUAAAAUAAGUGUGAUAUAAAAAAAAAUUAGCAACAUUUGUGUUUAGUGCAAUUUGAUCUGAUGUUUUUGUUAUAUAUUACUGUUUCAAAUUUUAUAUCGUUUUUAACCAUUCCAUUUAUAAAGCAGCCUAUUGUUUAUAUUAUGUUAAAUUAUUUAGUUAUUGAGCACGUUUUAAGCACUUUGUUAACCAAUAAAAGUAUUAUAGGUAAUUUAUUUAUGAUAUGUAAUACUAUAAGAGUGCAUACUUGAGAAAAAAUACAACACUAUUACUACAGACUACAUACAUCCGCGAACUAUAUUACUAUUUUGUAUCUAUUAACAAAGUCUCCAACUGCAAAAUAAGACGGAAUACUAAAAAAAAUAGUCAUUUGAACCUGCAUUACAUUAAAGCACUACCUUAAAUUCCCAUUUUACUUGUUACGAGUAUGUAGAAUUGUAGAUUUAAUACUUGUCGCGAACUGGUAAAUCUUGUUAAAUAUAUACUGAAAUUCUAUUUAUUUAGGCGUAUGUUAAAAUAACCAUAUAAAAGUCAUAUCAACUCAGACAAGGAUCUUGAGGAAGAGGCGUAAAAAGAUAAAAUCCAAAAACUACUAUAGUGGUUCAUUUAGUCCCGAUCGCAUCAUUAGUCUUAGUCAAAAUAUGUACGUGCGCAUUUCACAUCUAUACUAAUAUUAUUAAGCUGAAGAGUUUUUUUUGCUUGGUUAAACGCGCUAAUCCCAGAACUACUUUUUUGUUGGAUAGUGCACUUAACGAGGAAGGCUAUAGGCUAUAUAACAUCACGCUACGACCUGUAGGAGCGGAGCAUCAAUGAAAAAUUUUGUGAAAACGGGAAAAAAAUAUUCCAUUAUAGCGCUUCCGUUGCGUGCGCUGUGGUUAUGGUUAAAGUUACACAAAAUUAUAUGAUGGAAUUGUUCCCCUUUAAAAGUUCUAGAAAAAUAGUCCGCGACAGCAUAUAUAUGUUCAUCUUUAAAGUUUGACUCACUAUAUCCUCUUUCCUCAAAUUAACCACAUUCAUCGACUGUUAGGCGACACGAAGUUCGCCGGGUUAUCUAGUAAAGACAUAUUUGCAAUAGCAUACUAAAAAUAUUUUUCCGGGUUAGGCUUGGCUUGGCUUGCCCUCUGUUAAUUAUUAUAAAAGCAAAGCUAAGAUCGAAGCUGAAAUAAACUAUACGACAAGUGCUGUCUACUAAGUUUUUAAAGCGAAUUAUUUAUAUUUUCAUAACUUCAGAAACCUAACUUAAAACGUUCACGUUCAACAGUUGCAUAGUUUUUAAAGCAGCGGUCCGAAAAGAGUCCUGCGUGUUAGGUGCAUAUUGAGAUUAUGAUUAAAAAAAUACGCCACUUCGCUAAUCCUUUCAAAUUCUUUUAUUAAACUACGCCAACUUUUAAACAUUUAAGUAACGACACCUAUAGUGCUUUUUGGUUUAUGUAAUCCAAUUCUGGGAUUGCCCACCUGUAGGCAUUGGCUAACUUCUUUGAUAUUAACAGUGUACAACUAAAAACAAAAUUACAUAUCCAUCGAUUCUUUUCAGAACAAGUAUCUUAGUGGCGUUAUAAUAAAGCAGUAGUGGAUCCACUUAUGAGCACGGUGAUUAUCACUUCCAUCUGUCAAAAGCAGUUAGCGAAAAGGCCUACUGGUUCCACACCAUUUUAAAGCCAUAACAUUUUUUUAGUUCAUUCAUUACAUUGGUCCAAAGUAGUCCAAACUUUUGAUAAAAUUAUUUGGGAGUAGUUUAUCAACAUUAGUUUGUUCUAGGUUGUUAGUGUUUGUAUGACCACAACCAUUGGUAAUGGUUAAAAUUGCUCACGUAACUGUAAGCACGUUGUUAUUGCGUAUAGAUCAGUUGGAGCAAAAUGAAUGUGCUUUAUAUGUAGUGUGAAGUACAAAAAAUGCACAGAAUAUUAGAGGUUUAUAUUAUAAUAUGCAUAAUGGAAGUAAUUAUUAAUCAUGUUAACACACAAGAUAAGUACUAUAAAAGUACAGUUCUUGUGCAUCAUGAUGUUUGCCGUUGCAGUAAAACGGGAAUAGGUAUAAUAAUGUACGUAGGUAGGUUAUAAAAUCAAAGCGUGAAAUAACCUAAGCCAAUACUCAAAAUAAUAAUAGCAAAGAAAUUUCACAUUUGAAGACAAACCAAUCUGAUAAACUAACAUCAAACUUUUUGCUUGCGAAGAAAUAACUAUUGACAGAUAUUUUAUCAUUACCUGGUUAAAUAAAUAAAAAAUAAACCCAUUUUAAACCUAUAAAAAUAACAGAUUUCUAUAAAAUUUUUUGCUCCCAGGUUUUUUUUCUAGAAAAUAUAAAAUUUGCCUUUUUAGUCAUAGACUAUGCCUUACAAAAAUUAUUGAGCUAAUUGUGCCUUUUGUAUUUAGCAAAACUUCCUAAAAGCACCAAAAAUAAACUAUUUCUUGAUCUCAGAUAUUGAUUCGCCAUUUCAUACAUUUGCCUGAUUGUGCCUAAACGAGGUUAAUGUUAUUGAGACAUACACUAUUUUUAUAUUGUGUACAGGGUGUUUAAAUAAAUUAAAUAUACCAAAUAUAUGCUUUUAAGUCCAAGUUGAUAUGUUAUAAUAAUAUGUUGCAAGUGUUGCCUUCAAUUUAGGAUUUAGAAUAAAUGCUACCUAUUUAAAUAUUGAUAAUAUAUGUAUAUAUAUGUUAAGAGGGUUGAACGAUAGUUGGACUGUUUAUUUAUUAAAGAUUUUAUUAUUAAUGUAAAAUAUUAGUUGUUAAGAAAAUGUUUAGAUAUUAAGUUGUGAUCCAACAUGGAUUAUAAAUGUACAAAGGGACGGGGCAUUCUUAUGAGAAAUGUUCAGCUAAAGGUUUUGAUAUUUUAUAGUUGAGGCUGAGUUUGUAAUUAGUUUUCGUCCAGACAUAUCAGCAUAAUAUACCUACAGCGUGGAUGUUGUUUUUUUACGGAUCUUAGUAACACACUAUGUUAAUAUUUUUGUUUGCCAUAGCCUUCAAAAGGUCGCCAAAGAGGUUAUUAUAACAUUGUUGAAAGAUAAUUUUAUUAAAAUAACUAAACUUAGGAGGUUUUAUCAGAAUAUAAUUACAAAAAUAAACCCAUUGUAUGGUAAUGUGUAAAUGAUUACUAGAUAAAAAAUAACAGUCGUUGAUACACACUGCACGAAUACGACUGAACUAAUUGUUUAAUAUUUUACUUUGUUGAUAGAUUUUGUCUUUGCAACACUAAUGUGUGAAUAGUUAUUUCAUUUUCAUGCACUUUGAUGGCCAUCUGUAAAUUUGUGAUUAAUUAUUUGUAUUGUGAUGGUAAUAUAUCACAUAAUAUUUAUGGGUUAUGGAUUUUGUUAUAUAUAUAUAAUAUAUAUUAAUUUAGAUAUAAGUGUUUAGAUUAUUUGUCGUUUACAUGUUAAAGCAUAUCUAUAUGCAGUAACGCACGCGAUGGUGUUCCCUAAUAGAUGUAAUAUAAAAAGGUAUGUACCUAUUCACUGUUUUAAACUGGGUGGUAUAUAAUAAGGAUAAAUAAACGGGGUCAUAUAUACCUAUGUAUUGGCGUGUGCUAUGUUUUGAGAAAUUUUUCUGAAUUGACCAAAUAUAUGUGUUCUGAAUAAAAAUGCAUUUUAUUGAAUAAGAAAACAAAUUUAUUA
This is a messenger RNA of Chilo suppressalis (striped riceborer), 11738 nucleotides long. NCBI's taxonomy places the organism in Eukaryota, Metazoa, Arthropoda, Insecta, Lepidoptera, Crambidae. The record is from the annotation of a GenBank genome assembly.